This is a messenger RNA of Phacochoerus africanus (Common warthog), 1639 nucleotides long. Its product is annotated as serine protease 27-like. Bases 474 to 1409 code for a protein of 311 amino acids. The transcript has 6 exons. Gene Ontology annotation, molecular function: serine-type endopeptidase activity. Gene Ontology annotation, biological process: proteolysis. The record is from RefSeq and is a predicted model, not a curated record. Lineage: Eukaryota; Metazoa; Chordata; Mammalia; Artiodactyla; Suidae.
UUUCUCUUUUUUAUCUUCUCUUGUCAGUCCUGCAGCAGUUCUAGAGGCCAAGGACUUCAGGCAGCCUUCUGCACGGCUCUCUGUGACCCAAGCUCAGGGACCUGCCCCAGACUGGCUCACUCUAGGCCGGGUGUGAGGAGGUGGACGGGAGCAGCCAGGGCAGGACCCUGACGUGGCAGACAGGGCAGAGGGACUGAGAGCCUGGCCUCCACCCACACCAGGGGCCCUGUGCACCGAGUGAGCCCUGCCCUCCUCCACCCACAGGCAGGAAACCCAGGCCCCCUGCUCUGCCUAGACAGCAGGGGGCGCCGCCGUCGUAGCCGCCCCCUUUAGUAUCUGGUCAGGCCAGGGUGAGGACCAAAGGAGGGGAGAGGGUGGAGCUAGUCCUGCCCCUCUUCUCCGGCUGCCUCUGCUGGCCUCUUCCCAGGAGCCUGGGUCCAGAAAGCAGGAAGUGCUGACUCUGAGACGGAAACAUGGGCCCUGCAGGCUGGGUCUUCCUAGUGCAGCUUCUGCUGGGGGUCUCAGGCACAGAAGAGGAGGAACCAAAGAAUCUCGUGAAGUCAAUCUGUGGGCGUCCCGCCGUCUUAUCUGGCAUCGCCUCAGGCAUGGAGGCCAACGUGGGGCAGUGGCCCUGGCAAGUCAGCAUCCGCCAGGACCUGUUACACGUCUGUGCGGCCACCCUCAUCUCAGAGCGCUGGGUGCUGACGACGGCAAGCUGCUUCCGGUCUAAGGAUGCCAGCAAAUACAAUGUAUUGGUUGGGUCACUUCAGGUCUCUGGGCACCAACACUCUAAAACGAAGACCAUCCCUGUGCUCAGGGUUAUUCCGCACCCUGGCUUGCAGGGUAACACCUGGGGCACCAUUGCCAUGGCAGAACUGGCCCGCCCAAUUUCUUUCAGCCCCGUGGUCCUGCCCAUCUGCCUCCCGACAUCUGCGAUCCAGCUGAAGAACUCAACCUCCUGCUGGACGACUGGAUGGGGCAAUUCUGGGAUGUCCCAACCUAUGAAACCAUCUUAUACCCUGAAGGAACUAAAAGUGCCCCUCAUUGAUCUCCAGACCUGCAAUAACUACUAUCAGAAAGAAAGCCUGUUGCAUGGAGUCAAGCCCAUCAGUGAAGACAUGAUCUGCUCCAGGCUCCCAGUGGGGCCAACAGAUCAGUGUAGGGGCAGCAGAGGAGAUCCCCUGACGUGCAAAGUGGAGGAUUUCUGGGUCCUGGCAGGAGUGAUGAGCGGGGAAUCAAACUGCAGCAGAACCAAUGAGCCUCAAGUAUAUACGAACAUCAGUUUCUAUAAGUCUUGGAUUGAGAAGUCAGCCACCUCGCAUGCUGACCUUUCUGCUACCCCCAGUCCAGAUUUCUCUGGGCUCUUCCCUCUUAGGCUUCUGCCUCUCAUUUUCCUCAGGCUACCUUAACCGGCUGGGGUCAGUAUGGCCAGGGUAAAUUGGCAAUUAAGAAUGAGGGACAAAGGGGGAUAUUCUAUAUGUUGAGGAUUCUGAAGAGAUACUUUGAAGAUUCAGUGAGACAUGCAGUUCUGCUACAUCUAGGCCUAGCCCCCAGGAAAUGAAUCUGCUUGUUGCCUUUUCUCUUGCAGGUCAACUUGUAAAGAGGAUCCCUGACGUGAAUAAAGUUUGGUUGAUUCUAA